GGCGUGGACGGGCGCGGCGGGACGGAGCCAUCGGAGGGGCCGGUAGUGCCGUGAGACCGGCGGGAAGGAGGAGGAGCAGGAGGAGAAGAAGAAGAAGGAAAGCGGCGGGGUCAGCCCGCUGAAGCCGGGCGGCAGGAUGGAGAAGUACGACGACUUGGGUCUGGAAGCCAGCAAGUUCAUCGAAGAUCUCAACAUGUACGAGGCCUCCAAGGACGGUCUCUUUCGGGUGGACAAAGCUGCCGGCAACAACCCCGAGUUCGAGGAGACCAGGCGGGUCUUCGCCACUAAAAUGGCCAAGAUACACCUCCAGCAGCAGCAGCAGCAACAGGAGAUGCUAAUGGCCACCCUAAACGGAGGGGCCACCUUCAACCCCCCCCGGCCCAGCCCGCCACUAGCACGGGGUGCCAAGCCACCCCCAGCCUCCACCGCUGAGGGACCACGGGCCAGGCCGUACGAUGGAGGGGAGCGUGGCUUCGGCGAGAGCGGGGUGCGUGCCGAGGCUCCCGGGAGCCAGGCCGGGCGCCGGAGCUGGGAAGCGGAGCCGGACAGGAUCCCCAGGGCCGGGGUCUCACGGGCUGGCGUGGGGCACGGGGAGCAGCGUGCUGGCAGUCCCGGUGACCCCCAGCCCUGUGGGCAGCAGAACGGCGGCGAGAGUAGGCGGGGCAGCGGGGAGCAGAGGUCCUCCUCCUUCACACACGCCUGGACCCCGCAAGCACCCUUGGCGGGGACGGAAGAGGGGGCCCCGGGGGCCCCGGCACAGCAGAGGUCCUCCUCCUUCUCAGCCUCCUCGGUGCAGCCUGCCCGGGGCUUUUCAGGCCCUUCUGAGCCCUGCGGUCCCCGGGCUGGAGGAGAUGGCAUCCCUCUGUGGUACCAGGGGGCCCCGCACUCUUUCCCCCCCAGCUCCCUGCCCGCCGCCCCGAGCACCACAGCUUACGCUGGCCCAGCUGGCCACUUCGUGGCCCACGGUCAGAACCACCGGCCCAACGGCAGCGGCACCGGCCCUGAGCCACCGGGCUCCUCACGCUCGGCCUCGCACAGGCCGACAGCUCCGGAUCCUCCACAGCCGCCUUUCCCCGAGGGCAUGAGUGCACCGCGGUCGGACAGCAGGCACCCCGAGAGCUCCAGCACGGCAAAGGUGAAGCUGCCCUGCCAGACACUCCUUCCGCAGCCGGAGCAAGGGCCAUCGGCGGCCGAGCUGAAGCUGGAGGCACUGACCCAGCGCCUGGAGCAGGAGAUGGAUGCUCGGCCGAAGGCUGAUUACUUCGGCACCUGUGUAAAGUGCAGCAAGGGGGUGUAUGGAGCAAACCAGGCUUGCCAGGCCAUGGGCAACCUCUACCACGAUGGCUGCUUCACCUGCGGAGCCUGCAGUCGAAAGCUGAGAGGAAAAGCCUUUUAUUUUGUCAACGGCAAGGUGUUCUGUGAAGAAGAUUUCCUGUAUUCUGGUUUCCAGCAGUCAGCUGACAGGUGUUUCAUUUGUGGUCAUUUGAUAAUGGAUAUGAUCCUGCAGGCUCUAGGGAAAUCAUAUCAUCCCGGCUGCUUCCGAUGUGUGGUCUGCAACGAGUGUCUGGAUGGUGUGCCAUUCACUGUGGACUCUGAAAACAAAAUCUACUGUGUCAGAGAUUACCACAAAGUUUUAGCUCCAAAGUGUGCAGCAUGUGGACUUCCCAUUCUGCCUUCUGAGGGCUCUGAUGAGACCAUUAGGGUUGUGUCCAUGGACAAGGAUUACCAUGUGGAAUGUUAUCACUGUGAGGACUGUGGGAUGGAGCUGAAUGAUGAAGAUGGGCAUCGCUGUUACCCACUUGAUGAACAUUUGCUUUGUCACUCCUGUCAUCUGAAACACAUAGAGAAUGGCACUACCCCAGCAGCUGUGUACCAGCACCACUACUAGCCAGGGUGGCCAAGAUGGGAAAGCCUGGACAGAAGAUUUGUUAUGUGAUCUGCCUCUCCCCAUCCUCAGUUGAUUUCCUGUGCGUGUUUUUCACCAGUUGGCAAUGUUUCUGUAAAAGGCUAUGAGAGAUUUUUGCUGGAUUCCCAGCUUGUGAGUUCCAGCUGUAUCAAACCACGUCUGCUUGACCAAGAAUGUGACAUGUUACCUGAACUGAUCAGUUUACGUUUUUGUGCCUUUUUCUGCUCUGGAGAUUCUUCUUGGCUCACUUUUGGAAGAUUCUUCAGUGAAAGCACAACUUGCUCUCGUGCCUAUGAACUCAGAUUGUGCCAUGCACAAUUAUAAAGCCAGAGGCUGGCUUCCCUGCCUACCUGCCAGGAGCAUCCCACCAGUCUGCUGUGUUUCCUGACAAGAACAUUUCAACAGAUUCCCUAAAGACAGCAACCUGUUAAUACCAGGUUUUAGACACUUUCUUUUUAUUAAUUUUAGGAAAAGAGAAGGAUCUGUGCAAAACGGCACGCUCAGACCUUCCAGUUAAUACCCUGAACUCCUGUAUCAAGUCUGGCUGUAAAAAUACCAACUCUCCAAGCACAAACCAGGUGUGCUGGUUGGCAAGUGGAGGUCAGCAUCCCAUGUCCAGCAGAAGAAGUAACUGGAACAAGCCUAGGCCAAGCUGCCAUGGUGACUUGGGGCCCGUGCUUGUAUGUCAGCGUGAUAUACAUGUCAGCCAGUCUGCUGUGUCUGAAUAGUGGAUUGUAUUUUGAAAAGAAAGGUCAGGAUGCUGAAAGUGUGGCUGCUGGGGAAAUCCAGCCUCAUUCUUGCUUGCAGAGUUUGCUUUGGAAAAAAAAAAGCUCUGCAUACACACAGACACUUGAGUUUUUCGGCUUGUCCCCAUAGCUCAGCCCUUAUGCUGGCCACUCCUUCCUGUGCUGCUUACCCAGCACAAAGCCAUUUCAUAAUGGUGCUUAUUUAGAGCUCUGGGAACAAACUUGAGUUCGUUAUAAAGGCUUUGUUACACAGGGAUUUAGAGCCCAGCUCCACAACCUGUACUCAAAUGAGUAUGUUGGUAUGAACAGAUUCUCUCCCAUGAAUAAUAACAGCUUAUCUGAGCAAGGGGUUAGUGAGUUUGGCCCUUGCUUUCUGUUCUGCUGAGAAAGCAGAAAGGCAGACCAUUUAUUUUUUUGAGCCUCCCCUGCUUUAUAGUCAAAGAGAUCUGCUCCCCCAGUAUGUGUUGCAUGUAAGAUAGAUGUGCCUGCAGUGCAUAUUCUGUAGGUACCAAAUCUGUGCAGUUCCUCAUGGACAGGUACAAAUACUUUGUUGAGAAAAACUUUUAAAUUCACUAGUUUCAGACGCAAUCAAGCAUCUUAGCUGCCCUUUCUGAUACAUUGUGUGCAAAACUGCUUAAAUCUUAAUGUAUCCAUGCUAACGAUGUAAAUUCAGCUCUGAUUGAUAGAGGACAGUAUGGCAUUCUUGAAGAUCUUUUUAGUGAGGAUAUGACAAUAAAUUAGCUGAGCAGUGACGCUGGGAGUCCUGACAUGCACCUGUGAUGGGAAUGCACUGCAGUUCAACCAAACCUCUUUUCCCAUAGCAUGAAUGUAGGUAGAUAGGUGCUUGAACCUCACACCAUGUAGUCAAACUGCCUUGGAUACCCAUCUGGAGCAGCAAGACACCUCUCACUGCCUGUGCUAAUAAAUGCCACAGCCUUCAUUUCCAGUGGUGAAAGUUGCUGUGCUAAGUAUUACACAAGGCACAAGUAUGAAGAACUGUGACCUGUUAGCACCCUCCUACACAUCUGUAUCAGCUUGCCUUGGCUGAAGUGUGAACGUCUGAAACUGCUCAAGCCUUGGGAUCGUGGUGGAUUUGGUGUGGAGUUUCUUUGGGUCUGCAGAUCAUACAGCCUUCUGCCCCAUCCAGCUGUGAGCACCUCCUCUGCCUGUUGCUGCUCUUCUUGAGGACGAGGAUGUUGUGGCACAUGGCUGGAGGUUUGGUCCUGUGCUAGAAGCCAUCCAGAGCCACAGCUUUCUUUGUGAUGCUUGGCUCUGUGGUGCCAUUUCUCCUGGGGACAUGUGACCCCUGAGUGACCAAAAGCUCAUGGGGGGGCGCAGCUUUUCCACUGCAGAAUAUGUGGAUCUGAGACAUAAGUGAUUUGGAGAGUUUUAGCUGUGAUUUUAGAGAAGUAAAAAUUGACCCCAAAUAUGUGAGCUUCCUGGAGCCUUAGCCUCCAAAGAAAUGGGAUAGGAACUGACACAAAAUUAAAUGGUGCUGUAGCCAGGCAGUAUGGAUUGGGGGCACCCAGGACAGAUCCUGCCGUGCUCUCACCCCAGUGUGCAGUGUCAGCUUGUGUCCUGCAGCACAGAUGGGCAUGGCAAGGAAGGGAUGAACAUGGGAAAUAAAGCCAGCUGAGUCUCUCUGGUAAAUAACUGAAAUAGUCUUGGACUAUAACUGAAAUAGUCUUGGACUCCUGAGCUUCCCUUGGGAGUGAAUGUGGUGAGAUAUCUGAGUGGCUUUUGGAAGUGAUCUGGAAGGACCAGCCCUGAUCUGUUUUUCUACUUAAGAGCCCAGGUACUACACAACUCAUGCUUUUGCUAGCUCUAGAUUUUUAGAGCAGCCCUUCAUGCACGUUGUCUGGCCUCCCUUUUGGGAGAUCUGGAAACACUUGUGAGCCCAAUACUUUCUUUUUAAGUCUACAGUAUAAACUACUGUGAAACUCUUGCAGCCUUCCUCACAACCCCAAGGUGAGCAGGCAAGAAGAGGAAGAGGAGAAGGACAAUUUUCCUUUGUGGAAAGCCUCAAGCAGCCUUCUUGUGGAGCUUCCUUUGCAUCAAGGGGAUGUUUGACCUCUGCUCCCAGACGGUGUCUUGUUACUCCUGUCACUCACCCCAUAUCCCUCAGCACUGGGAAAAUGAAGGCUGCCCUACUUUCAGUUUUGAGGUCCAGUAUGAAUUAUUAAGUGCCCAUGCUCUCCUUUCCUGUAUUUACACAGAGAUAGAAAUGGCAAUGUGAAGCUCUUGAAAGUGGAGCAUGCAAGCUGGUGGUUUUGAAUCUGAAGUGCCUGCUGCCUUGCCCUGCUUCCUGAUGUGUGCUAGCUCGCACUGCUUUUAUCUUGGGGAGAGUUUGAAUUCAUUUAAGCUUCUUAUUAUUCCUGCCUUUUCUCCUAGGCUGUAGAGUCCAUGUUGAUUGUUCUCAGCUUGUCCCCAGCUCUGCAGCUGCCUGGUGGUGGGUCUGGUGGAGAGGCGUGGGCAUCCUGCACAGGGAGGGCUUCCUCUCCUGACCCCCCUCCACCAGGCAUCUGUGCCUGCAAGUCCUCUCUGCCUUCCUUCAGGCUGCUCCCCAGAGGGAAAAAAUGGGCAGGCAGGAAUCUCUGGAGCUAGAGGAAGCUUUCUGUGCUCUGCAGAAGAAUUUCAGAAAAUGUGUGAAAUUCUGCCUGUCACCUGGCCGAUAGGCGUUGGGUUUUGCUGUUGAUCCUUGUUGUCUCUUUAUUUAUUAAGAUACUGAAAUGUGCUGUGAAAUGUUAGUCUUAAUUCCUUCCCCAGCGUGCUCUUCUGACUCAUUUUAGGCUAAGGGACCCACAGAAGUCCUAGUGUAAUGACAAAGCAUGCAAAUAGUUAUUCAAGUGAAAUUGCUUUCAGGAGCCAGAGCUUAAUAGUUUUUUGUUGUUGUUGUUCAGAUCAUGCUGAUAAAUUUCUAUUGUUUAAAAUACAGAAACUCACUUAAAUAGGAACGUUUGCUUAGAAAUCAGAGGGAAAACCCCAGUUACAGAAAAAGCAGACAUUUUUCUGUAUUUUAAAGUGUAAUGAACACCUAUGAUCAAAGCGAUUUAGGAAACUGCCCUGAUGUUAAACACAGGGAACAGCAUUCUCAAACACCCUGGUGGGAAGCGUUUGAUGAAGUCUGUGACUUCUCAGUUUCCGAGUUUUUCAUUUAGGGGCUUUGAAAAUGCUUUCACAGUCUUUCAGGGUUUAAAUGAUUUUUUGGUAGAUUUUUUUACUACAAAGUGAAUCGCUUCUUGGUCUGAAAACAGUGGAAUCUCAUCACCAAGAGGUAUGCCAUGGCAGAUAUAGAAGGAAGAAACUGGGCUCAUAAAGAGCUGGCGUGGGUCUAGUUGGCUCUUUGAAAGAAAGGGGUAUCUUUGGCUGAUGUGAAAUGUCUUCCAGCAAAUACCUUCCUGUGCUUUCUUUUUGUAGUGAUUUAUAGUACUGGGCAAAUAUUUGGAAUCCCUGGAUUUCAGUAUUCGGGUCUUUUCAUAAGCACUGCUGCAACCUCCUCCUCUCCCUCCCAUGCAGCCAUACCCCUGGGAAGAUCACAACUGCACUCCUCCUUGUGGAUUUAGUCCAAAUUUUACACUUGUUUACCACUCCCUUAUUUAAGCAACAGAAAAAGCAGGUCCUUGCUUAAAGGGAAGUGGACACAAGCUCCCCAUCUUCACUUGGACACUUUGAUCUGAUCUUCCAAACAACCCAAGUAUCAGCCUGCUGAUGGUCAAUGCAGCAGCAGCUUUGUACUUUGCUGCUGUUGCUAAGAAAAUUGCAAGAGGGACUUGGUCUGCAUUAAACUUGAGGUGAACAGGGAGGCAGUCCCACUGAAACCAGUAAGGCUGCUCACGUACAUGAAAAUCAGUGGCUAUGCAUAGGUCAGUGUUGGAUCAAGGGAAAAGGUGAUUUUAUUACAGACAAGACAUACCUGGGGAUAAAUCUGCAGCAGUGUAAAAUGUGCCUUGAAGAGAUCCCUGAAAUGGAUCAGCAGCUUUCUUAUUCAAUAAAUAAAAAUAUGUACUGAAGCAGUGGGGGUGCAUGGAGUAAGAAUGAUGUGACUUUAAAAUAAAGUAGCUGUGAGGAGUAGAGGGUAGGUGAUUAUAGAUGACAGGAGAGUGCAGCACAGGGGGGAUUUGCUUUGGUUUGUCAUAUACCUGGACAUUUAUUGGAGGGAUUUUUGAGGGGAAGCACACCUGCAUAUGCUGGUUCGGACUGUCCUCCCAUGUCAGCCUCAUCUGCCUGGCCCAUGUCUGCUUUUUCUGUGCCACAUGUGGCACAUGCUGCCUCUCACACCUCUGUGCCUGUGCCAAGUGUCUGUGGAUGCAUUUGGAGCAACCUUCUGUACAUGAGUAAGGACAAGGCAACCCAGGCUUACUACUGGAGAAAUACCUCUGGAGUCAGUACCUGCAGGCAGGGAAGGGAUACGGCCAGAUGCAUGUCCCCUUUCUCCCAUCCUCUGAGGCCAAGAACAUGUGUCCCUGGAAGGGGGUUUGCCUCUCUUGUCACACUGCAUUUGUGCUUUCAUUUUUCUCUUCCUGCACCAUGCCACUCACUGGCUGCAGUGGCACUAGGUGUACUUCUGGGAGCUUAUCAGGCAGGCAUCUUCCUGCUGUGAGCCCCGCUCCCCCAUCCUAAGGAAAAGCCAAAUUAAACUUUUCUGAGCAAUAAAAAUCUUCACCCUGCUUUCUUCCGGGCCACCCAGAAGCUCACGUGGCAAAAAGCAUCAGUAGCCCCCUCUCAGACAAGAGACAGGAAGAAGCUACCCCUGUGUGAAAAUAGGUGGUGUAGAGCCCCGGCAGGCAGAGAUGUCAGGGGUGUCCCACAGUCUGGGUGCAGGGAUGACUGGGCUGAACUUCCCAGCUCCUCUGGCAUCAGCCCUCAUCCCCAUGCAGCAGGUCUGCAGAGCACAGCCAGACAGGGACUCGGGUGUGCACAUGGAUGCUGUGGCUUUCUGUGUCUGGGAAGCAAAUCCAGCGCCUGGCUAACAAUACUGAACGGUACUAAUUAUUUUGUGUGUGUUUCCUUCAAAGGUCGGCUCCAGGGGAGAGGAUUUUAGAGUAUUAUGCUGGCGUAACUAACCUUAGCCACCUGUGAACACAGCCUUCUUUUCUUCUGUGCUGUUAAGUAUUUAUAAAUACUGUUAUUAAAUAAAGCGUGAAGGCUGGCAGAGGGGGGCAAAGCCACUGGCCUGUUGUGAUUUCAGUGAUUAAAGACAAUACUGUAAAGCA
Molecule: messenger RNA, 7865 nt
Organism: Calypte anna (Anna's hummingbird)
Lineage: Eukaryota; Metazoa; Chordata; Aves; Apodiformes; Trochilidae
Gene: LIMD1
Product: LIM domains containing 1
Exons: 8
Coding region: 137-1888 (583 amino acids)
Biological process (GO): cytoskeleton organization; response to hypoxia; positive regulation of miRNA-mediated gene silencing
Cellular component (GO): P-body; transcription regulator complex; adherens junction
Molecular function (GO): transcription corepressor activity
Source: RefSeq, a predicted model, not a curated record